AUGCUCAGCCUGGGCACGGAGGUAGCCAUCGCCGCCUCGGGCGCGGCCAUCUUCGUCGUCUUCUCUGCGGUUGCAAUUGUGGUCUGGGUCAGAGUCCGCAAAGAACGCCAUGCUCUCAGAGUACUUGGCCUCAGGGGAGAGUAUAGGCAUAGUGUUGGCUUUACUGGGGAUACGUUGACUGAGCUAUCUCGAGAAGAAGGACGUGCUCUGAGAGCGCACAACCUCCCCUAUGGGAAACCAAACGAAUGGGGUCAAGCAAACUCGCGCGAGCAUCUCCUACGACCAAAAAAUGGAUCUGAUUCAUCAUUCCCACUCAUGGAGAAAGCACGAUCACUUCGCCAUUCACUUUCACGAUCCCGAUCAAAAAGGCUAUCCAGGUCUUCGCAGAAACAUAGUCGCAUGAGUUCAAUGGCAACUGUGGCUGAGACGGUCGUUCACAAUAGUCCCCCCAGGGCCUCUCAAUCAAGAGACGAUAUCCCUCUCUCGGCUGUAGAAGGGAUCCUCGAAUUACCAACAGAACGAACCCCUCGUCAAACGCCGGAUUUAAACCAAGAAGAGCAGCCUGGCUUCCAUCUGGGAAUGCGUCCAGUGUCGCCCGCCUGGCCACUACCCUCACAAAAAGACCGAUCAGGUCUGUUCCCUGUCGUGGAAAGUCGGACUUCCCAAGAGAUGUUUGAUCCUCCCCCUAGAAUCUUUGAAGAAUCGCCGUCGCGAGUUCGAGGAACAAGCCUUACUAGCCAAACACCUGGGAUAGUCCCGGAGAGGCCUAUUCCGCCGCCACCUCCAACUGCCUUUCAACCAGACAGAAUGAGCUAUUUAAGAAACGACUCAAUUAUGCGCUUAUCUUCUAUGAGUCUAGACACGACAAACAGCUCCAUUCUGGAGGAUACUCGACAGGGUCCAAGAUCCCUUGAUACCGAGCUGACUUCCCCAAUUUUCCCAUCUGGCGCUACAUCUGUGCCCUUCAGCGCGAGUGAUGUUGGAGUUAAGAACGGUCGGAGAAGCUUCAUCGCAGCUAAUACUUCAAUGCCCCCUCUGCAUAACUUCCCCGUUCGUUCCUCUUCUACCGCCGAAGGACGCAAGCGAUCAUCAAUUAUGGAUUCCAUAUCAUCUCCCCGGCGCAGCUUGACGACCACCUCUCGAAACCCAAGCACUGCUAGUGAAAAUCGGUUCAGCUUCACUCCAAUUCCACGGAGGCAUGAUUCGAUAUCUUCCAAUGGCCCAUCAAGACACCCAUCGAUACGAGCUGGAACGCCCGUUUCAAUGAACGGCCACCAAGCUGGACCUGUGAUUAACUGGCGGCAUUCGAGCUCGUCCAUGUCUUUUGUGCCACAAUACAACGUACCACAAUACGGCCAGUUCCAACAACCAGCCGUUUGGGAAGGCGAGCAUUACGACAACGAUCCAUUCUACGGAGGCUCACCUCAAUCCAAUGGCACUCUCUUCUCUAUCGGUUCUCCAGGGCAGACAGUUGGCUCGAUGCCGCAGAGCCCAAUGCAGCGAUCCAGUCUUUCUCUCCGUGGUCAACCUCUGCCAUCCGCACUGAAAAGCUCCAACUCCCAGCGAAAGGGUCACAGACGCCAGAACUGCGUGCGAAUCUCAAUCCACCCACCCAUGACCUUCGGUGGGCCCGCAUUCUCUCCAACCGUAGAGGAAGAGCCAGAGGACCUCGACGCAAUGGAAGAAUUGGAUCUACGCGAAAGUGCCAUCAACGGCAACUUCAAGAACCUACCUUCUCUACCUCCCCCCGCAGCCACAACCUCUCCAUCUCCUCUCUCAAAGCGGACCAGUCGCCGAAACAAGCCUGCCCACAGCACAUUAGGACCCCUGGCCGAAGAGCCCGCGUCUGUAACCAACAAGAGCCCCCCAAACAAGGACCAAAACCAACUCUUAACCUCCGCAAAUCUAUUCAGCAAGGAUCGCGACUUGCCUGAACUCUUCACUUCCCUUCCUACAGAUGGAGGUACCCUCACACAUACCCCCUCUCCUGAGCAUAAUCUAAGUGUCUGGGCUAUCCCCGAAGAGGCUCCCUCCCCUUCAUACGAGAACCACUUUUCCACCGGCAGCCCCCGCCGCACACCCCUCAAAGGCCCACGCACCCAACCGGGCCGCAGUGCCCGCAGCAACUCAACUCCAAAGCCCAUGGAACCCCUCCCGCUCAUGGGCGUCGGCUCGCCAACCGGUCUACCUCUAAUAACCGGCACCCAAGGUAGCGACUGGCGGCGAUCCACCGACUCCCUGUUUCGCACAAACACCGACGCAACGCGCAAUCGUGAUUCAAACGGCUCCUCCCUUGGUCUGAUUGGCCCUUCAAUACUCGCCGAUACUGCGGCUUUCAAGAGCCGCCAACGCAGCGGAACGGUCAAGGACCGCGUCACUAUUUGGGAGGAUGCUAAUCGGAGUGGCUCGCCUCCUAAGCCUUCCGCUGCGCACCUCGACGGAGACUAUGUGUUCUCUGAUACUAAUUCCUCGCCCACACGUUUGCACAAUAGUAUCCCAAGAUCGCUUUCGAAAAAUGGGCACUCGCCGUAUCGUGUGCCUAGCCAACGAGCUCCGCCGACGCCUAAUUCUGCUGCGCGCCGCGGUCUGAUUACUCCGACGGGAAAGAGACUUGGUCUGGGAAUUGGGACUCCAGGCAGCUUGUACGAUGGUGAUGGUUUUUUGAGAGAGUAG
Messenger RNA from Penicillium verhagenii, 2673 nucleotides. RefSeq lists its product as uncharacterized. The transcript has a single exon. The coding region runs from base 1 to 2673 and encodes 890 amino acids. The record is from RefSeq and is a predicted model, not a curated record. Lineage: Eukaryota; Fungi; Ascomycota; Eurotiomycetes; Eurotiales; Aspergillaceae.